Molecule: messenger RNA, 3447 nt
Organism: Linum tenue
Lineage: Eukaryota; Viridiplantae; Streptophyta; Magnoliopsida; Malpighiales; Linaceae
Source: the annotation of a GenBank genome assembly
AAUCUCUCUCACUUGUCUUCCUUCCCAUUGCCUUCUCUAAUGUUGUGUAUUUAAGCAAAGGGAGCUUCCCUGACCCAUAAGACGCCAAUAGUGCGACAACAAAGAAUAAAACACCCAUCCCAACUCAAUAAAACACCACAUUUGUGUACGUAAAAAGAAAAAAAGAAAAAAGGCACAAAACAACACAAAAGUUAAAAAGAGAAUAAAGAGAGUGGCUGCUGCUGGGUACAAAAAAACAAGAGACAACGAUGGCUAUUAGCUUGGAGGAAAUCAAGAAGGAGAAUGUUGACCUUGAGCGGAUUCCGGUUGACGAAGUGUUUCAACAACUACAAUGCUCAAGGAGCGGCUUGACAUCUGAUGAAGGACAGAAGCGACUUCAAAUCUUCGGGCCCAACAAGCUCGAAGAGAAGAAGGAAAGCAAGUUCCUCAAGUUCCUUGGCUUCAUGUGGAACCCUCUUUCAUGGGUCAUGGAGAUUGCAGCCAUCAUGGCCAUUGCUUUGGCCAACGGAGGAGGCCAACCACCAGAUUGGCAAGAUUUUGUUGGUAUCGUGACACUCCUCAUCAUAAACUCCACUAUAAGUUUCAUCGAAGAAAAUAGUGCCGGCAAUGCCGCAGCUGCUCUCAUGGCAGGUCUAGCUCCCAAGACCAAAGUAUUAAGAGAUGGGAAAUGGGCGGAGCAAGAUGCCGCCAUCUUGGUGCCUGGUGAUGUCAUCAGCAUUAAAUUGGGUGACAUUGUCCCCGCUGAUGCUCGUCUCCUCGAAGGCGACCCUUUAAAGAUUGACCAGUCUGCCCUUACCGGAGAGUCCUUGCCUGUCACCAAAAACCCAGGCGAUGAAGUUUUCUCUGGCUCCACCUGUAAGCAGGGUGAGAUUGAAGCCGUUGUCAUCGCCACUGGAGUCCACACCUUCUUUGGAAAGGCUGCUCACCUGGUUGACAGCACUAACCAAGAAGGACAUUUCCAAAAGGUUAAUUUAAACCAUCAUAAUUUUUUGCAGGUAUUGACGGCCAUUGGGAACUUCUGCAUCUGCUCGAUCGCAUUAGGUAUGAUAGUUGAGAUCAUUGUAAUGUACCCAAUUCAACAUAGAAGGUAUAGAGACGGAAUCGACAACCUCCUAGUGCUUCUCAUUGGAGGAAUUCCGAUCGCCAUGCCCACUGUGUUAUCAGUGACGAUGGCUAUCGGAUCCCAUCGUCUCUCACAGCAAGGCGCCAUCACCAAGAGAAUGACAGCUAUUGAGGAAAUGGCUGGGAUGGACGUCCUAUGCAGUGACAAAACUGGAACUCUCACUCUUAACAAGCUCACGGUCGACAAAACUCUAGUCGAGGUCUUUGUGAAGGAUUGCGACAAGGAACAACUAUUGCUUCUUGGAGCCAGAGCAUCCAGGGUUGAGAAUCAAGAUGCAAUUGAUGCUUGUAUUGUUGGGAUGCUUGGUGACCCCAAAGAGGCCAGAGCUGGAAUCCAAGAGAUCCAUUUCUUACCUUUCAACCCAGUUGACAAAAGAACUGCUAUUACCUACAUUGAUGGACAGGGAAACUGGCACAGAGUUAGCAAAGGUGCUCCAGAGCAAAUCAUUGAACUUUGCAAACUUUCUGAAAGUGCUAAGAAGAAGGCUCUUGCCAUCAUUGACAAGUUCGCUGACCGUGGCCUUCGCUCAUUGGCUGUUGGCAGACAAACUGUGUCAGAGAAGACCAAGGAAAGCGCUGGAGAUCCAUGGCAAUUCGUUGGUCUAUUGCCCCUCUUUGAUCCACCAAGGCAUGAUAGUGCCGAGACCAUUAGGCGAGCUCUCCACCUUGGUGUUAAUGUGAAAAUGAUCACUGGUGACCAGCUGGCCAUCGGAAAAGAGACAGGGCGCAGGCUUGGUAUGGGAACCAACAUGUACCCAUCCUCUGCUCUACUUGGAGAACACAAGGACGAGUCUAUCGCUACCAUUCCGGUGGACGAGCUUAUCGAGAAGGCUGAUGGGUUCGCUGGGGUGUUCCCGGAACACAAGUAUGAGAUAGUGAAGAGGCUUCAAGACAUGAAGCACAUAUGUGGUAUGACAGGAGAUGGUGUGAAUGACGCUCCAGCACUGAAGAGAGCAGACAUUGGGAUUGCUGUGGCUGAUGCAACUGAUGCAGCCAGGGGUGCCUCAGACAUUGUCUUGACCGAGCCAGGGCUAAGUGUGAUUGUAAGUGCAGUGCUCACCAGCAGAGCCAUCUUCCAAAGAAUGAAGAACUACACAAUUUAUGCAGUCUCCAUCACAAUCCGUAUCGUGCUUGGAUUCAUGUUGAUUGCGCUCAUAUGGAAAUUUGACUUUUCACCCUUCAUGGUUCUCAUCAUCGCCAUCCUCAAUGAUGGGACAAUCAUGACCAUCUCCAAGGACAGAGUGAAGCCGUCCCCAUUGCCUGAUUCUUGGAAGCUCAAGGAGAUCUUUGCCACAGGAGUUGUUUUGGGGACAUACUUGGCCAUCAUGACCGUUCUCUUCUUCUUUGGCGCUUAUGGAUCUGAUUUCUUCAGCGAGAAGUUUGGAGUGAGGUCAAUCCGACAUAGCCCAGAUGAGUUGACAGCAGCUGUGUAUCUCCAAGUGAGCAUUGUGAGCCAAGCUCUCAUCUUUGUCACUCGCUCCAGAAGUUGGUCCUUUGUCGAGCGACCUGGCGUUAUGCUUAUGAUCGCUUUCCUGAUUGCACAAUUGGUGGCAACUUUGAUAGCCGUUUAUGCCAGUUGGGGAUUUGCAAGGAUCAAAGGGAUCGGAUGGGGAUGGGCUGGAGUCAUUUGGCUUUAUAGCCUUGUCUUCUACUUCCCUCUUGAUAUUCUCAAGUUUAUUAUCCGAUAUGCAUUGAGCGGCAAGGCUUGGGACAACCUCGUCCAAAACAAGACUGCUUUCACAAACAAGAACGACUUUGGAAAAGGAGAGAGAGAGGCACAAUGGGCAGCAGCCCAACGCACCUUGCAUGGGCUCCAGGCAGCAGACACGACAGAGUUGUUUGCUGACAAAAACAACUACAGGGAGCUCUCUGAAAUUGCUGAGCAAGCCAAGAGGCGUGCUGAGGUGGCAAGGCUGAGGGAGCUUCAUACUCUCAAGGGACAUGUUGAGUCGGUUGUGAAGCUCAAGGGUUUGGACAUUGAGACUAUCCAACAACACUACACCGUCUGAUCUACGUCGGGUGUUUACUAAUUGCGCUGUUUGAUUGGGAGAAAAGAUUGCCGUUGAGUGGGAGCUAAAUGCCCUAAGAAGUUUUGAGUGCAUCACCUCGUUGAUCAAACAGAGUAUUAAGUAGGAUUUUCUUUUAGAAUAAAUGAAAAAGCUGGAUACACUUUUUACUAUUCUUUAUGAUGUAAUAGUUUUAAGGAAUAAUCCAUUUAUGAGAUUGGACAUAAUAUGUAUGUAACAAUCUUGGGUUUGGAAACUGUAUUAUUUCAUUAAGAUAGUAGUAAGAUUUCUAUUUUUUCCCUUAUAUUCAUACUCUCGC